Coregonus clupeaformis (lake whitefish) is the source of this 4272-nucleotide messenger RNA. Its product is annotated as ankycorbin-like. Gene Ontology annotation, molecular function: actin binding. The record is from RefSeq and is a predicted model, not a curated record. NCBI's taxonomy places the organism in Eukaryota, Metazoa, Chordata, Actinopteri, Salmoniformes, Salmonidae. The transcript has 18 exons. The coding region runs from base 268 to 3345 and encodes 1025 amino acids.
GAGCUAGCUCCGGAGCAAAGCGACAGGCACUUGAAUAGUCCAACUUUUAAUGUAUUCAGCCUGAACCUAGCCAGCAUAGCCUAUCUAGGCGGGCUAUUUGUUCACACUAGCUACUCCUUUUCUGUUUGUCGAUUCUAUUUUAAUAUAUUUCUACCGACUGACAAUUUAGUCAACUCUGUAGGCUAUCGAACAGGCUAUUACUGUGAGUCCCAACUUUUAAAGGAGGCACAGCUGGACAAGUGGGAAACUGUAUGGACCAGGCCUAACAUGAAGAGCCUUAAAGCGAAGUUUAGGAAGAGCGACGCCCAUGAAUGGAGCAAAAACGAUGAGCGCCUCCUGGCAGCUGUGGAACAUGGAGAGGUGGAGAAGGUGGCCUCCCUCCUCACCAAGAAAGGAGCCAGCGCAGUCAAACUGGACAGUGAGGGCAAGUCAGCUCUCCAUGUGGCUGCCACCCGUGGUCAAACCGAAUGUCUGGCAGUCAUGCUGGCCCAUGGAGCGGACACAUCUGUCAUAGACGCCUCAGGUUUUAGUGCUUUACACCUCGCUGCCAAAAACAACCAUCAGGAGUGUGCCGAAAAGCUUAUACAGAGUAAAUGUGUGUUGGAUGCUCUGGACUGCUCAGGGAAGACAGCCCUUCACCACGCAGCUGCCAGUGGAAGCAUUGUGAUUGUCCAAACCUUAUGUGAGCACAAGUGUCCGGUGAACAUCAAAGACAUGGAUGGUCUCAGCCCCCUGCUGCUGUCCGCCAGACACGCCCAUGCUGAGGUGUGUAGCAGCCUCCUGGACUGGGGAGCCGACGUCAACGCAUGUGAUAAGAACGGCAGGACAGCGGUGAUGCUGGCCAGUGAGAGCAGCAGUGUGUCUGUAGUGGAGGUUCUGGUCCAGAGAGGAGCUGCCCUUCAGGCUGUGGACUCUUUGGGUCACGACGUUCUGCACUACGCCAAGCUGUCUGGCAGCAGUGAGAUCAGGGCCGUUCUGACCGCUGAGUUGCACAAGGCCCACUCAGAGUCCGACACCCCGAAGUCCCCGAAGUCCCCAAAGUCCCCCAAAACUCCUCAGCAUGAUCAACUGGCUAGGUUAGGUGGCGAUCGAAGCACAACUCCCAAAAAACGAAAAGCACCUCCACCUCCAAUUAGCCCUGUGCAGAUAUCUAGUCCCAACUCUCCCGCGUACAUGACCCCAAAUGAAACUCCAGUCUCCAGUAAAAGUUGUGGAUUUAAAAUAUUUAAUUAUAAGGAAGAGGAGUUGCGGAGCGUGUCUCUAAAGGAGGAGUUGGAGAAGCUACAGGAGGAGAAGUGCAUGCUGCUGGAGACCAUUGAGAAUCUGAAGCAGAUUGUGGACCAGACUGUGACUAUAUGCCAGACUGAGACGGAGCCGGAGCCCAAGGCAGAGGACUGUGGGAAGGUAGACUCAGCUCUGGUAGUGGCCCUACACGCCAAGAUUACAGCUCUGUCUCUGGAGAACCAGCAGUUGGCCCAGAUACUCAAGAAGCGUCCUUCUCCCCAGGGAGGUGAGGGUGGCCAGGAGGACUCGUCCCAUCCCAACAGUAUGAACUCUAACACCUCCUACCACACCAACCACAAGUCCCCCAGCGAGACCCUGCUCCAGCCCCAGGGGACAGAGGAGGAGGACAUGUCUAAGGCGUCUGCCCUGGAGCUCAGCAGCUCCUCCCUGAGACAAAAGGAGGAAGAGAGUUGGGAUGGGGGGAAGGAGGGAGGCGAGGAGGAGAUCCGACUGCUGAGGGAGUCCCUAGGAAGAGUCCAGUCCAAACUGCAGGAGACGCGGAAGGAGAACUGCACGCUCCAUGCCAGGCUCAAACCUGAGCAGGAGGAGGUGACGACGACGAGGGAGGGGGAGGUGCUGCUGGAAAGUCUAGCAGAGCUACAGGCCAAGUUGACGGAGACGCAGGAGAAACACCAGCAGGCCAGAGAGGAGGUACUGGCCCUCAGGGCACAUAUUGAAAGAGGAGGUGGUGGAGGAAGUGAAACGACAGGGCAGGAGCUCCAGAGACUGAGAAGCUCUCUGGAACAGGAAGUGAAAGAGCUGAGGUCCCAGCUGGCCCAGUCAGGGCAGCAGAGGGAGAGAGAUGUAGGCCGGAUCAGGGAGCAGGAGGCCAGGCUGAAGGCAGUAGAUGACAGUGGUGAUCGGGAGAAGAGCCUGCUGGUGGACCGGUACAAGGAGGCGCAGGAGGAGAUCAGGAUGCUGCAGGAGGCACUGAGGGGGACGGUCCCCGUAGAGGCUGCAGCUAAAGACUUUGAGGAGAUGAAAGGCGAGCUGGGGAGCGUGAUCGAUGGGCUGCAGCGCCGCCUGUUGGAACUAUCCAAGUCCUACAGCGAGGCCAAGAGUGAACUGAGCUCCACUAGGAACCAGCUAGAGGAGACCUGGGCUGUCAAGUCUAAGCCUGGCAGCCCUGUAGCCUCCCCAGACAAGGAGCAGGACACGCUGAGGAGCAGAGUAGAGGAGCUGCAGGCAUUGCUAGCCGACACACAGAGCAAGUAUUCAGCCUCUCUGGAGGAGAUUGCCCUCCUGAAGCAGGAGGCUGAGGCUGAGGCUCAGGAGUCAGUGGCGUUAUCUGACCACACCCAGGUGGUGUCCUCUCUGGGCAGCGCCAUCAAGGACCUGGAGGGCCAGGCAGACGCUCUGAGACAACAGCUGUCCCAGAGGACCCUGCAGGUGGACGCCCUACAGAACAGACUUACCAUGGAGAAGGAACACACACCGGAAGACUCAAUAUCACAGCUGGAACACGAGCAGAUGAGCGAGGGCCUGGAGAAGGAGAUGGGGAACCUGACACAGCUCCUCCAGGGGGCCCUGAGGAAGCAGGAUGAGAUGGCUCUGGAGGCGGCUGCAGCGUGGCAGGAGCUGAAGGAGGGGAGGAGUGAGAGGGAGGCCCUGCAGGAGCUAGCCAUCAGCAGGGAGAAGGAGAACCACACUCUGAGCACCAAGCUCAGAGAGGCCAAAGAUGCAAUCGCUCAGCUGAAGAAGCUGGUGGAGGAACAUGUCAGCUCAGAGAGAGAGAAGAAUAAGAAGAUUGAUGACCUGUCGAGAGAGGUGGGGAAGUUAAAGGAUGCCUUAAACAGCCUAUCCCAGCUGUCCUACAGCGCAGGCUCAGCCAAGAGACAGCAGACCCUGCAGCAGCAGCAGCUGGACAACCUACUGCAGCAAGUCAAGCAGCUGCAGUACCAGCUAGGGGAGUCAAAGAGGCAGCACCAUGAGAUAGUGUCCAUCUACAGGAUGCACCUCCUAUACGCCGUCCAGGGUCAGAUGGAUGAGGAUGUUCAGAAAGCCUUGAAGCAGAUUCUGAUGAUGUGCAAGUUGCCAACAGAAGCCAAAUUAAGUGUCUGAGAUGGAACAGUCUAUCUGUCUACUGACAAUGCUGGAGAGGAGACACAACCUAUCUGAUCUAUCACACUACAGUGCACGUGUGCCCAUCAAAGCAAAGAUAAUGAUAAAAAAAAAGACAUUCUUAUGUCUACAAAUGAUGUCAGAGGGUAGCUAUGAAGACUUGUUGUCAAUAGAUUUGACUGGCAUCCUAUCUAUGAACUAGCAGUAUUCGUUUUGUAAUGUUGUCAAUGUUGAAUUGUAGCACCGGUUUUCUAGUCUGGCUAACACCUAACUCGAAGUCCUCCUGACUUCACAGUCUGAAAAGGCUAUUUUGAUGUUGUCGGCACGACCACCCACAGCCCCCGAGCGCCGUCCCUUCCAAUACAACUGUUGGAUUUUCAAAUCCAAACAACAUGAGGUCUCAACCCCCCAGGAAAGAAAAAAUGUUUGAGAGAACCAAUCAAAGCUCAGCCCAUUUCUGCGCAAAUACUGCAUUUACAACCAUUGUGUCACAGCUCUCUUUCGGCUGUUUACCACGUGAGUUGUGUCAGCCAGGCUAUAUAAUCAAAAAUAUUUUUUGGACCUCUGCAUGCAACUUUUCCAAAAUCAACCAAAGAAGAAGAACACUGCUAAAUACUUUAGCGACAUUUCAAAUUAUAAAAGUAAUAUUUUCAAAUAUAUGCAAUAUUUUUCAAGAUACAUAACUUAUUUAAAUGAAAACAAAGAAGUUUGGUAGUUGUAUUUUUUUAACAACCCUAUUUGGUGGUUUUUGAAUGAAUUCAAUAUUGUGUGAUAACCUAGGCCCUUUUUAGUGUCUGCAAUCUGUGAAUGCCAAUUUUACCCAAUUGUGGGUUUUGUCCUCAUUUACUCCAUAUUCCCUUGGAGACUUCUUAAAUCAAUAUGACUUUAAGAACCGAAUUGACUUUUAAAAUAAUGAAACCCCCCUUU